AUGGAGACGACAAGCGUGGACAGGACGUCUCUUCCGCUCGAGUGCUUGCGCUGCUACCGCCGCUCGACGAUCGACCUCAUUGCGCCCUGCAACUGUGCCUCGUACGUCCACCGCGACUGCUUGGACGCGCGUCGCGUCCUCAACGGGUCGGCGGUGACGCACUGCAAGGCCUGCGGCGAGGCGUACGACUUGUACGAGGUGCCGAGUGAAGCGGCCGAGUACAAGCGGCGCUUGCGCAUGGCGCAGCUGCUCCGCGUGCUCUUCGUGCUCCUUGUGGUGAUGAUCGGGUGCGGCAUGAUCUACGCUGUCGAGGAGAGCACGGCCAGAAAGUACCGCAAUUCGUGGACCGACGAGGAUCGGGCGCUCAACGAAUGGCUCGCGUCGAUCGGUUGCCCGCGCUUCCUCGCUCACUUUGUCAUCAGCCUUUUCUUCACGGCGAUCGCAGUGGGCAUCUUCAUCGGCUGCCAACGGAUCGCGCCGACGAUGGCGCGUUGCAUCAACGCGUGCGAGACCCGGUUCGGUCGCUACAGUACCACGAUCCUCGCCGUGUUUUUUGCGGUCCUCUUCAUUGGCAUGAUGCGCCUCGUCGGCCUCUACAUGGUGCUCUUGGCGCUUGCCGGCGUGCUUGGCGCAGCAGCCGGCGUUGGUGCCACCCUCCGCUUCCACAAGAUUCACGUCCAGUACCGUCACGUCCAAGACCGACGACUGCAUGUCGACGGCACCGGUGUUAACAUUAGUCCAGCCUAG
Saprolegnia parasitica CBS 223.65 is the source of this 747-nucleotide messenger RNA. RefSeq lists its product as hypothetical. NCBI's taxonomy places the organism in Eukaryota, Oomycota, Saprolegniomycetes, Saprolegniales, Saprolegniaceae. The coding region runs from base 1 to 747 and encodes 248 amino acids. The record is from RefSeq and is a predicted model, not a curated record. The transcript has a single exon.